AACGAGGCUCUCUCGUCUCGGACGGACCACCCGCCCACCCAUAACCAUAUCCCUGGCCGACUUUCCCCUUCGUAGUUUCAAAGCCGCGAGCGAGUCUCUCUGGUUUCGCGAGUGCAUGUGAGCCAACGGGACAACGACUCACCGCCAUGGAGGCGGUUUUGCGGCACUCGCUUGUCCCCGCGCAGCAGGCGUGCUGCGGUCCAGCGUGGCGACCACUGUCUGUGCUUCGGGGCGGCGCCGCUAACAGCUGCGACAGGGAAUUCGCGAAACCUUCGUCCGGUUUGAGUUCGGCUCACAGCUUUUCGCAAAGUCUGCGAAAAACUGCAGCUGCAUUGACGAGGAAACGAGAAAACAGUCGUUGGAACCGCAGCGGCUCGGACAGACGGGCUCUCCAAAAAACGACUGUACUGGCGAGUAAUAACGGGGAUAAUAAUAGCGGAGAUGCAAGCUAUAGCAGCAACAAUGGCGGUAGCGAUGGCAGGAGCGACGGCAGCAGCGCAAGCAGCGGCAAGCAAACGCUUCCCCCCUCCUCCGGACAUCCCACCUCCCCCCCAUCGCUUGAAAGCGCAUCAUUUGGAAGCACCCCGGAAGCUUCAUUUCUAGGGCCUAUCCGAGAAAUGCUGCGGAGGAACAAGGCGAAGACGGCCCAGUGAGUCGCGCCCGGGUGUUGGGAAAGCUGCAGUCGUUUGGCAUGGCUGGCGUGCUCUCUUAUGGCCUCUUCAACACCGUCUACUACAUCUUCGCCUUCCUCUUCGUCUUCCUGUAUGUAUCCCCCUCGCCGCGUGGCCUUGGCUUUGCAGCAGCAGCUAAGAACUUUCUCAAGGUCUUUGCCAUGGUGUGGGCUGGCAGUCAGGUCACCAAGCUAGUCCGAGCUGGGGGAGCGCUGAUGAUGGCUCCGUUUAUGGAAAAGGCCCUCAACAUGCUUUCAUCGUCCACCGGAGUUUUCAAGACCCGAGGGCAAGCGGUGGCAGCCAUAGUGGCAUUUUGUUUCAGCCUGGCUGGGGUGCUCUUCCUUGCGGUCACUGCCCUGUGGGCAUGAGCAUUCUUUGCACACCCGUUUACAGCAGUACAGUGGCUCUGCUGUGCUCUCUCUCUCUCUCUCUCUCUCUCUCUCUCUCUCUCUCUCUCUCUCUCACACACACACACACACGCACGCACGCACGCACGCACGCACGCACGCACGCACGCACGCACGCACGCACCACACACGCACGCACGCACACACACACACACACACACACACACCAGUGUUCAAGCUCAGAGGCCAAGCAGCAGGGUGGCGUUCUGCUUUGGCCUGUCUGGGGUGCUAUUCGUUGUAGUCCCUGCCGCACUGGUCAGGAACCAUGACCAUUCCUUGCUCACCUCUAAAUAUGGCCCUGCCUUGUGCUGAAUAUACUUCCAUAUUCGCUUAGUCGAUCUUCCUGUUGGGGUUAUGGUAGCCUUCUGCUUCAGCUGGCUAGCUAGGGUGCUCCAAACCUGCAGCCAUGUGGGCUUAGAGCUCCAA
This is a messenger RNA of Closterium sp. NIES-67, 1504 nucleotides long. The record is from the annotation of a GenBank genome assembly. NCBI's taxonomy places the organism in Eukaryota, Viridiplantae, Streptophyta, Zygnematophyceae, Desmidiales, Closteriaceae.